This is a messenger RNA of Cuscuta europaea, 957 nucleotides long. The record is from the annotation of a GenBank genome assembly. NCBI's taxonomy places the organism in Eukaryota, Viridiplantae, Streptophyta, Magnoliopsida, Solanales, Convolvulaceae.
GUUAGGGUUUUCCUUUCACCGAAUUUUUGUGGGGCAUAGUUAUGUUUCAGAUUUCUCUCUUUGGUUUUUUAGUUGCAGGUUUUUGAAUGUUCAAUUUGAUUGGUUCGCUGGUGUUCAAAGUUUCACAUUUGUUUAUUGGAUUGCCGAUUUCUCCAUUUGUUGGCGUUGGUGUCUUGGUGCAUCGGGCGAGCAUCUUUUCUGGAGCAGGGGCGACCGCGGUAAAAAGAUCGGAAGCAUUUGUAGAGAAACGGCGGUACCUUCGAAAUUGGAAGAUUUCAAUGGCACACUUGGAAAAGCAAUAUGGCAAUCUGAAUGUGGAGGAUGAUGAGAAAGAGCUGACUUUUGACAUGGUAGACAGUGAUGCGGAUCAUGUCGCUAAGUUGGCGGUCGAAUGGAUUGUGACUGGGAGUGUAUCGGUGUUGGAUCAGGCAGCCUUGGUCGGCCGCUCUGAUGGUAGUGGAGUUAGUAUUCACCCCUAUUACAAGAGAUCAUCCUCCCCAGAACAGUGGCGGAGCUGUUUUGUUCUAAAGUAUUCACAAGAACACCCAAAAUAAUUAAAAACAUAGUAGUGUACAUGUGUAAAUUUAGUGUAAUUAUAUUUAUUCUUCUUUAAAUUUUUAUUUGUACAAAAUUGAGCACUUGAAUUCUAAAUUCCAGAUCCGCCACUGCUCCGGAACCUCCUCCUUACCAGGAAAAGUUUUGUGGAAAUAGUAGUACUUGUUUUUAUUUUAGUCCGAGUAGGUUUUCUUUGGAUGUUUGGAUUUUUGGUAUUCUUUUGAUAGGCAGGGUUUCGGAUCUGGUCGCUUUAGGCCUAAAUUUGCAAGUUUCAGGUUUAGCGAGUCAGGUUGUUUGGUAUGAGGUGACUGACUCUAAGUUUACGCCUAGUGUUUACGAUUGAAUAUGUGAGUUCUAUCUGAAUGUUUUCUUGUAUGUGUUCUCAAUUUUAAUAUAAUGACC